GGCCCUUCCGGUCGGCGGAGCCUGGCGGCCCGAGCGGCGGCGGCAGCCGAGACGCGGGGAUGGCGGGCGCCGGGGGCGAAGCCCGGUUCGCGGGGCUGUCGCUGGUGCAGCUGAACGACCUGCUGGAGGACGAGGGGCAGCUGGCGGAGAUGGUGCAGAAGAUGGAGGAGACCCAGAACGUUCAGCUGAACAAAGAAAUGACGCUGGCCAGCAACCGGAGCCUGGCCGAGGGGAACCUCCUGUUCCAGCCCCGGCUGGACGCGCUGAAGGCCAGGCUGACCCAGAAGUACCAGGAGCUGCAGGCGCUCUUCGAAGCCUAUCAGAUGAAGAAGACCAAAUUAGACAGCCAGCCCAGCAGCGCGUCCCUGGAGACCCUGCUCGCGCUCCUCCAGGCCGAGGGAGCCAAGAUCGAGGAAGACACCGAGAACAUGGCGGAGAAGUUUCUUGAUGGAGAGCUUCCACUGGACUCCUUCAUUGACGUCUACCAGAGCCAGCGGAAACUGGCCCACGUGCGGAGAGUCAAGAUCGAGAAGCUCCAGGAGAUGGUGCUGAAGGGGCAGAGACUCCCGCAGGCCCCCGCCCCGCGGCCGCCCAGGGCGCCCGAGCCAGUGCCCGCCGCCCCCCUGCCCUACCCCGCCCCGGAGGCCAGCGGGGCGCCCUCCGUGCUGCCGCGGCGCAUCCCGCCCCCGGUGCCUGCAGGACGCUUCGCCACGCCGCUCGCUGUGGCCGUGGGCUCGGCCCAGGCCUCCCUGUGCCCAGGACCGCUGGGCCCCCCCGUGCCGCCCCGCGUGAGCCUCUCCCCACAGCAAGGGCUCUCCGCGCAGUUCGUGUCGCCAUACCCGCCGCCGCUGCCCCAGAGGCCCCCGCCCCGGCUGCCUCACCAGCCGGGCUUCAUCCUGCAGUGAGGGCCCGCCUGUCCGGGGACUCCCGCCCGCCUGCCGCCCGUGGCCGCCCCGCGCGGGGGCUGCAUGGCCCGGCGGCCUCUGCGCCCGCAGCACCCAAGGCCGGCGGCGAGGGGCAUGGGGCCCCAGUUUGUGCACCGGCCUCAGCCAGGCCCUGACCUCGAGCCGGGGUGCGGCCUCCGUGUGGUGUCUGAGUCUCGUGGUGGUGAACGCAUGAGUCUGGGGGAGGCCCCCCCCGGGGCAGCUUCCCUGAGGAAGCACGGUUCCUCGUUUCCGCUUUAUUUCCAAGACAGUUGUGUCCCAGCAAAUCACAGCCCCGAAGGUGCUCACUGAGUCUGUGCGGGGCGGGCCCCUCCCCCAGACCUGGAUCCUUCAAAGCCACACACAGGGUUUGCCCUCAGCCCGCGGCCGUGUCCAGGGCCGGGCCUGUGGGGCGGGCCGAGCCGGACCUUGCGCAGCAGCUCUGUCCGCAGCCCCCGCAGCCUCAGCCGGCCCGGGUUUCUGUGAAGUGCUCCGAUAUUUUUACUAUGUGGGUGAUUUUCCUGUUUUAUAUUGGGGAAAGAAAACUUUUUUGACACAAGACCAUUCAGGGAAACUUUAUAAAAACGCACAUAUUGUUUUGAGCAGAUCAAAGUGCAGGUGACGGGAAUGCAAGCAGUGCGUGGGCCCCCCCCCCGACCUGCAGGCCCAGGGCGUGUGCCUUAGCUUCCCCUGGUGCCAGUGAAGGGCCCCCAGCCUGGGGGUGCGUCACCAGCUGCCGCCGCUCCAGCAACUCUGGCUCUGCGUUCGGCAAGGGCUCGUGGCCCGGGCUGCGUUGCAGGGGGAAGGAAAGCCACCGCCCCGAACCUGGAAUCUCCUCCCAGCCAGCGCUCUUGCCCAUGGCCGGCCUGCAGGUACUGGUGGGGCAGGGACUCGGCGGGGGCAAGCUGGCCCCACGGAGCAGGGGGCACCGCCCUUCCUGCCCCCCGGAUUCUCGUCUAGAGUGCCAUGUCUAGAGGUGCCACACGUGCUGAAUUCUUGGGCGGGGUCGCCACCUGCUGUUGACCAACAGGCUGGUGCUCAACUGGAGCUCCAGGCCCUGGCCCAGGACCACCUGCCCUGAGGCGACAGAGCUGAGACAGAGCUCCAACAGCCUGUCCCCACGGGCGGCGGGCAAGGCCACCGGCCUCCGUGCCCCAUUUCCACCUGCCUCUGCCCCUGGACUUGAGCUCCACUGUGUUGUGGCCAUUUGGAAAGAGAACAAAGCCGGAUAGGACAGCAUACUGCCAUGCCCAUCGGGCCUGCACAUUCUGUGACUCCAGGGCAGUGCCACCGACCCGAUACCUCUGCCGCCCGCACAGGGCGCAGCCCGGCGGGGCGGACGUGGGCAAGGGGCCGGCCCCGCCCUCCCCAGGGCCACGUUCGACUGCGGCUAUAAUGCUGUAGGACCCUUUUUAAU
Messenger RNA from Pteronotus mesoamericanus, 2340 nucleotides. It is a transcript of the gene VPS37B, whose product is annotated as VPS37B subunit of ESCRT-I. The record is from RefSeq and is a predicted model, not a curated record. Gene Ontology annotation, cellular component: ESCRT I complex. Bases 60 to 905 code for a protein of 281 amino acids. NCBI's taxonomy places the organism in Eukaryota, Metazoa, Chordata, Mammalia, Chiroptera, Mormoopidae. Gene Ontology annotation, biological process: ubiquitin-dependent protein catabolic process via the multivesicular body sorting pathway; protein targeting to membrane; protein targeting to vacuole. The transcript is spliced from 4 exons.